Messenger RNA from Schistosoma curassoni, 1413 nucleotides. The record is from the annotation of a GenBank genome assembly. NCBI's taxonomy places the organism in Eukaryota, Metazoa, Platyhelminthes, Trematoda, Strigeidida, Schistosomatidae.
AUGAGUAAUUACCUGAAACAAUACUUUGGAUUUACAAUUCCUUUCUUGACUCCAACAAUUUUGAUUUUAUGGCUUUUUAUAAGGUUGCUGACUCUACAUUCCCAGCAGGCUUAUCGAUAUUUAAAUGAACUUUUAUUCGCAUUCUUUAUGCGAACCUUUCUUUUUAUAUUUGGAUACAUGAAUGUUAGAAAGAUACACGUUUACGGUGACGUUGAUUUUAUUAAAAGGAAAAACGAGAGAGUUUUAUUCAUCUCAAACCAUUUGUCCAAAGCCGAUUGGUUCAUUUGUUCCAUGCUUAUUUUGCAUCAAGGCGGGUUAGGAAGAACAAGAUUUGUGCUGCAUAAAAAUCUCAAAUAUACACCGAUUUUCGGAUUUUACCUUUCCCAGGACUCUUGCUUAUUCGUUGACCGAUAUAAUUUUAAUGCAAAAGCAGCUAUCAGUACACUAAAUGAUAUCAAACAACUUCAGGCCAAUACUUGGAUGGUUAUUUACCCUGAAGGUACUAGAUACAAUCCAUGGAAGCAUGAUGUGAUUCAAGCUUCGCAAAAAUUCGCCGUUGAGAAAGCUGGUAUUAAACCGUUCAAGCAUGUUUUGGUGCCAAGAAAAAGAGGUAUUCAGUUGAUAUUAAAUCAGAUGCAUGAUUGUCUUGAUGCUUUAUACGAUGUGACAACUGUAUUCGCUGAUGAAAAUGGUUAUCCAUGUGAUCAUUCUAUACCUGCACCAGGUUUGGGAGAUUGGUUAAUAAGACAGCGAAGUUUAUACAUCUAUUUGAAGCGUAUACCAAUAAAGCAAAUCCCAAGUGAUAGUCAAUCAAUCACUCAAUGGCUGUAUGAGCGUUAUAGAAUAAAGGAUGAUUUUAUCGAUAAUUUACAAACAAGAUUUUAUAAAUCAUCUCAAACAUUGCAAAAUCACAGUCAUACCAAUCAUCAAAACAUUGCCGAGUCGAUAACAACACUUAACAACUAUGAUGUGGAUACAAAUAAUAAUAAUAAUAAUAAUAAUAAUAAUAAUAAUAAUAAUAAUAAUAAUAAUUACAGUAGUAAAAAUAUCCGAUGUUUACCAAAUGAUUUAACAAUAAUUAAACAGAAUUUUCUUGAUUGUUUCACCGAUGAAAUGUCUAAACAAUGCUUAGAACUUGAAAAAUUUCACCUUUUCGAUUUCUUACCAUACGCAAUAUUAUUUUAUGGUAUUACAAUUUAUUGGAUUAUUGGAUUUGGUUGGUAUGGUUUAAUGAGUUAUUUAACUGCAAGUUUAAUUGGAACAAUUGGUGGUCAGCUAUAUGUGCAUUUCGCAAUUUAGUAAUAUUUAAACAUAUGUAUAUGUUUAUGACGCUUUAUUCAGUUUAUUUAUUAUAAUAUUACAAAAAUUGCAUGUAUAUUAUCAUUGACAUGCAAUAAAGUGCUUACUUAAAAA